Molecule: messenger RNA, 2963 nt
Organism: Dipodomys spectabilis (banner-tailed kangaroo rat)
Lineage: Eukaryota; Metazoa; Chordata; Mammalia; Rodentia; Heteromyidae
Gene: Lbh
Product: LBH regulator of WNT signaling pathway
Exons: 3
Coding region: 238-555 (105 amino acids)
Biological process (GO): positive regulation of DNA-templated transcription
Cellular component (GO): nucleus
Source: RefSeq, a predicted model, not a curated record
CUCGGUGGAGAGCGAGGCGCGCCGCGUGCUCCGCCGACGCCGCUGGCAGCAGCAGCAGCAGCAGCAGCAGCGGCAGCGGCAGCGGCAGCGGGGCGGUCUCGGGAAGGCGGACCGGCGAUCGCGCAGUGCCCGCGCUCGGCUUGCCCGUCGUGCCUGGCAGCGCCCGUGUCCUCCUCAUUCGGGACGCACAGACCAUUUAAAACCCCCAGGGCGUGGGUCAGCCUCCCCUAGGACUUCAUGUCUGUGUAUUUCCCCAUUCACUGCCCUGACUGUCUGAGAUCGGCCGAGAUGACUGAGGUGAUGAUGAACGCCCCAUCCAUGGAGGAGAUUGGCCUCAGCCCCCGGAAGGAUGGUCUGUCUUAUCAGAUCUUUCCUGACCCAUCGGACUUCGACCGCUGCUGUAAACUGAAGGACCGCCUGCCUUCCAUAGUAGUGGAACCCACGGAGGGAGAGGUGGAAAGUGGAGAGCUCCGAUGGCCUCCUGAGGAGUUCUUGGUCCAGGAGAAUGAGCAAGACACCUGCGAAGAGACAGCGAAAGAAAACAAGGAGCAGUAAGAGUCCCUGCAAUCUCGCCUGGGUCAUACCAGCCAACAACUUGUACCUGAACUGUUUUUUUUCCCAUCUCGAUGGAAGAAGAGAGUGAGCCACAAGCUGAAAAUAUCAAACGAGGCUUCCGUUUUACACCUGCAAAUCACCCAGUUGGUUUUGAGUUCUUUUCUUUUCUUGACUUUUUUUUUUUAAGUCGUUGAGCAGCGGAGCCCUCUGGUAACUUGCAAAGCCUUGUGAGAAAGGAAGCUGCUGAGAAAGGGGUGUGGGGUGUGGGGAAGGGGUACAGCUUCUGAGAUCAGUAUCUGAGCUCCACUCCCCGGAAGGAAGCAGUAGUGUUUGCAGGAAGGGGUCGGAAGGGGAGGCAGUGGGGCUAAGAGGGAUGGGCAACUGAACAAGGAACUUUGUGUGUGGGGGGUAAUCAACAACAGGCAAAAGCCCAAAGUACGUGUUUUUAAGAAGCUAUCAAACGGAGUGCCACAGCCAGGAAGUGCUCAGUCAGCCUUCGCUCUGGCUGCAAGAGCACCAGACACCUGCGGCCUCAUCUCCAGCUUUGUCUUACCCAGAGCCAGCGUUUGCUUUUACUUCCGGUGGUGUGUUGGUCGGUGGUGGAAAGGAGGGGAAAGGGGCCGUGUGCAAAGCUGGCUGGCAGGGCACCCUGUCUUUCCCAUGGAUUUGUCCCCAUUGCCCCAGGUUCUCAGAGACCUCAGACACCUGGAAGUUGCUUUGCUUUGCUUUCUUUCUUUUUUAAAGCAGUACUUUUGAGCUUUUUGCCCCUGAUUUAUCCAUUCUGCUUCCCAGCACUUUGGGAGAGUAACGAGAACUCUUCCCACCAACCAUCGUUGAACUCCAAGGCCACUGCCUGAGCAGGCAGGUCCUUCCUUCCACUGUCCCCUUCCCCAAACUUGCUCUCAGAGUCCCAGGAAGCAGAGGGAUGGAGGAGCUGCUCCACUAGGUCUGCCCAUCCUCCUCUAGCCCUGACAGCCAGGCAGUGGUUUCCAGUCCUAUUCUGGCUCAAAGCCUACCUGACCAGCAGAAGGAGAAGCAGCAGCAGCAGCAGCAGUAGUACCACACCCCUAUGGGUUCUUGUGGGAACUGAGAAUACAGCAAGUUUGUUGGUGGGGAAGGGAGCUUCUGUGCAGGUCCUAAGGACUGGUGCAGUCAAGGCAGGACUGUACAGAGAUGCCAAGCCCCUGUGCUGCGGGUGUGGGUCAGUGUGAGACAAAAACCGUCACCGUGUGUCUGCUUCUCCUCUUCACUGUUCCUGGGCGUGGGUUGGAGGACAGCACGGGGCACACAGUGGUGUCCUUGUAGAAUGGUGGACCUCGUCCAUCCCCACCGCCCUCCCACCUGUUUCCAGCAAGGGCUGCAGUGGCGUGAGGAAGACACCUCUGGACUUAAGAGCCCCCAAACUUCUGGAGCAGCAGAUUGCAGAAAAGACUCUUCCAUUUCCAUUUCAGAGCGGGACUCUGUGGGCCCAGAAGCAUUCUUCGAGCCUUCCUUAGACUAUAUCCUGCCAGUUGUCCCCUGUCCACCCCCCCCCCCUCUACCCCCUCAGGUCUCUGAUAAGUCCAGGUUGACCCCCCCGGGCUUUGGACUUGUGUGUCUAGCUGUAUUUAAUACCUCAAGGUCAGUGUGGCUGUGGGCCAUGUCGGGGCAGGAGGGUGGAGGUGUGCUGUUCACCCAGUAGGCAGCCGGCUUUGGUUCUGGGAUCCCCGCCUCCUGCCUCUUCCCUCUGUCGUCUGCCAGUAAUGCACACACCAAUGGCAAUAACUUCUUCCAGGCUCCUCAAGGAAGCAGGAGAGGGCUGCAGCCGGCCAUGCAAGGAGAUCUGCUCACCCCAUUCUCCUUCCCUUGCAGCAUUUCUCAUCCCUUGCCUCCCGACAUGGGUGGGUGGGGGGGUCUUGCCUUUGAAAUCCCUGUGUUUUGGUGUCUCCCUCAUCCCUGACCCUGGAUUGUUUGUCCCAGUCUUGCUGUGUGACGGGAACGUGCUUGUAAACUGAGUAUCCAAUUGACUUUGUGUAUAUGUAUGUGUACGGGGUGGUUUCUUCUUUUUGCCGGUCACGUAAAUGGCUCUGUACAGCCGUUUGCAGUCUGAGCAGGCCAGGGGCUGACAGCUAAGGCCAGGCCCCUCAGUGGUUGAACCUGCUGUCGGGGACCCAGCUGCUCUCGGACAAGUGGCUGAGCUCCUGUCUGGCCUCCUCUUUUUUUUUUUUUCUCAGUAAUUUGUGUGUAUUUCUAAUUGAUUGUAUUGAAAAAAAAAUCCUAGUAUUUGAGUAACAUGCUUGUUGUCAGAUGAACCUCCUGUAACUUCUAUCUGUUCUUUUUUGAGGCUCAGGGAGAAACUAGCAUUUUUUUUUUCCAAACUACUUUUUGUCACUGUGACAGUUGUAAAUAAAGUUUGAAAAUGCUUUCCA